Artibeus jamaicensis (Jamaican fruit-eating bat) is the source of this 4127-nucleotide messenger RNA. RefSeq names its product XRCC1 N-terminal domain containing 1, N-terminal like (gene XNDC1N). Gene Ontology annotation, cellular component: membrane; nucleus; cation channel complex. The transcript is spliced from 23 exons. Gene Ontology annotation, biological process: single strand break repair; manganese ion transport; base-excision repair. The coding region runs from base 200 to 4027 and encodes 1275 amino acids. Gene Ontology annotation, molecular function: store-operated calcium channel activity; damaged DNA binding; inositol 1,4,5 trisphosphate binding. The record is from RefSeq and is a predicted model, not a curated record. NCBI's taxonomy places the organism in Eukaryota, Metazoa, Chordata, Mammalia, Chiroptera, Phyllostomidae.
UGUUGAAGAGCCUUGCAGGACCUCCAAGGCACCCAAACUAUUUCUUCGGUUCUCACGUCUCCGGAGCCAGGUCGCACAUCUCGGAUUUUGUCUCUUCUGGAAGCUGACGGUACCAAAACGUAGGCAGUGCCGAAGUGCUGACAGAAGAAAUAGGAGAAAACAUUCUCGCCUUGGACUUGGGACAGCUGCUGGGCCCACUAUGGCUCCUGUGAAGAUUAGCCACGUGGUGUCAUUUUCCUCUCAGGAUCCCAAGUAUCCUGUGGAGAACUUGCUGAACCCAGACAGCCAGAGGGGACCUUGGCUCAGCUGCCCUCAAGACAAGAGUGGGCAACUCAAAGUGGAGCUGCAGCUGGAGAGGGCAGUGCCCAUUGGCUACAUCGAUGUAGGUAACUGUGGCUGUGCUUUCCUGCAGAUCGAUGUGGGCCGUUCUUCCUGGCCCCUGGAUAGACCUUUUGUCACCCUGCUCCCUGCAACCAUGCUAAUGUCUCUAGCCGAUUCAAAGCAGGGGAAAAACCGCUCAGGGGUCCGCAUGUUUAAAGAUGAUGAUUUCCUGGCUCCCGCCUCAGGUGAGUCCUGGGAUAGACUUCGCCUGAUUUGUUCCCAGCCUUUCACACGUCAUGAGUCCUUUGGCCUGGCCUUCCUGCGUGUGUGCUCCUCUCUGGACUCCUCAGAUGACCCUGCGGUGGAUCCGUCAGCCCCUGUGAGCUCUGUGCCAAGCCAGGGUUCCAGUGCUUCAGAGUCUGAUCCCAGCCCCUGGAUGGCUAAUCCUUCCAUCCGGAGGACUUUCUUCCCAGAGCCCCAAACGAGCACCAAGGAAAUUUCAGAGCUUCGGAGUAUCCUACAGCAGCUGCAGCCAGGGACUUUGGGGCGCUCAGCUCGCAUGGUACUUUCAGCUGCCCACAGGGCACCUCCAGCCAGUGGGGCAAGCCCAAAACACGGCCCUGCAGAACCAGGUCCCAGUCGACCAGACAGUGCAGAGCCCAGACCAGAGGAGCAGAACUCAGAAAAUGAGGCGGGCAAGAUGAAGAGACAGAAAGUGCAAGCCCGCAGGCCUUUAGCCUACUCGAGCUCUCAACCAAACAGGAGGGGGAGAGCAAAUGUGGGGCAGAGAGAACACCACCGACCCCAGGCCCCGACCAGCAGAGUCCAGGAUAAUGGAGAGUGUCCCAUUUGUGCAGGCUCCUUCAGCAUUGGGACUCUUCCCCAGCACGCUGCCACUUGUGGAGAGACCUCCCCACCUCAGCCAGCCUCUCCCUCCCCAUCAGCACCCGCUUCACCGUCUGUACUAAAGUUUUGUUGUGUAGCACUAACAUCAUUUCCCCUGGUCUCCAGGCCACAACCCAACUGGACGGAGAUGGUGAACAAAAGACUGAAGUUCCCGCCCCCACUCCUGGGCGCCAUCCAGGACGGGCAGCUGGGCCUCGUGCAGCAGCUACUGGAAUCGGGGGUGGAGGCCCCAGGCGGCGGGCCGGGUGGACCCCUGCGGAAUGUGGAGGAGGCUGAGGACCGCUCCUGGAGGGAAGCUCUCAACCUGGCCAUCCGCCUGGGCCACGAGGCCAUCGCUGACGUGCUGUUGGCCAAUAUCAAGUUCGACUUCCGGCAGGUCCAUGAGGCACUGCUAGUGGCCGUGGACACAAACCAGCCAGCGGUAGUGCGUCGUCUGCUGGCCCGGCUGGAGCGGGAGAAGGGCCGCAAAGUGGACACCAGGUCUUUCUCCCUGGCUUUCUUUGACUCAUCAAUCGAUGGCUCCCGCUUUGCACCUGGUGUUACUCCACUCACCCUGGCCUGCCAGAAGGACCUGUACGAGGUAGCACAGCUGCUCAUGGACCAGGGCCACACCAUCGCCCGGCCCCACCCCGUGUCCUGUGCCUGCCUCGAGUGCAGCAAUGCCCGCCGCUAUGACCUGCUGAAGUUCUCCCUGUCCCGCAUCAACACCUACCGCGGCAUUGCCAGCAGGGCCCACCUCUCACUGGCCAGCGAGGACGCCAUGCUGGCUGCCUUCCAGCUCAGCCAGGAGCUCAGGCGCCUGGCACGCAAGGAACCCGAGUUUAAGCCCGAGUACAUUGCCCUGGAGUCACUGAGCCAGGACUACGGCUUUGAACUGCUGGGCAUGUGCCGGAACCAGAGCGAGGUCACCGUGGUGCUCAACGACCUGGAUGAAGACACCGAGGCUGAGCUCGAGGCCGAGGGCCUGGCCCAGGCCUUUGAGGAAGGCAUCCCCAACCUGGCGAGGCUGCGACUGGCCGUCAACUACAACCAGAAGCGGUUUGUGGCACACCCCAUCUGUCAGCAAGUGCUGUCCUCCAUCUGGUGUGGGAACCUGGCUGGCUGGCGGGGAAGCACCACCAUCUGGAAGCUCUUUGUUGCCUUCCUCAUCUUCCUCACCAUGCCCUUCCUCUGCCUCGGCUACUGGCUGGCACCCAAGUCCCGGCUGGGCCGCCUGCUAAAGAUCCCAGUGCUGAAGUUCCUGCUACACUCUGCCUCCUAUCUGUGGUUCCUCAUUUUCCUGCUGGGAGAGUCCCUGGCCAUGGAGAUGCAGCUGAGUACCUUCCGUGGCCGCAGCCAGAGCGUCUGGGAGACUUCACUGCACAUGAUUUGGGUCACAGGCUUCCUGUGGUUUGAGUGUAAGGAGGUGUGGAUAGAGGGCCUGCGCAGUUACUUCCUGGACUGGUGGAACUUCCUGGACGUGGUCAUCCUGUCCCUGUACCUGGCAGCCUUUGCGCUGCGCCUCCUCCUGGCUGGGCUGGCCCACGUGCAUUGCCAGGACACCCGCAAUGACACUGCCUGCCACUAUUUCACCUCGGCUGAGAGAAGUGAAUGGCGCUCAGAAGACCCCCAGUUCUUGGCUGAGGUGCUCUUUGCCAUCACCAGCAUGCUCAGCUUCACCCGCCUGGCCUACAUUCUGCCAGCCCACGAGUCGCUCGGCACUCUGCAGAUUUCCAUUGGCAAGAUGAUCGACGACAUGAUCCGGUUCAUGUUCAUCCUCAUGAUCAUCCUGACUGCCUUCCUCUGUGGCCUCAACAACAUCUACGUGCCCUACCAGGAGACAGAACGGCUGGGCAAUUUCAAUGAGACAUUCCAGUUUCUGUUCUGGACCAUGUUUGGCAUGGAAGAGCACAGCGUGGUGGACAUGCCUCAGUUUCUUGUGCCUGAAUUUGUGGGCCGGGCCCUCUACGGUAUCUUUACCAUUGUCAUGGUCAUUGUGCUGCUCAACAUGCUCAUUGCCAUGAUCACCAACUCCUUCCAGAAGAUUGAGGACGAUGCUGACGUGGAAUGGAAGUUUGCUCGCUCCAAGCUCUACCUGUCCUACUUCCGAGAGGGCCUGACCCUGCCUGUGCCCUUCAACAUCCUGCCCUCCCCCAAGGCCCUCUUCUACCUUCUCCGGAGAAUUUUCCAGUUUAUUUGCUGUUGCUGCUCCUGCUGCAAAACCAAGAAGCCAGACUAUCCCCCAAUCCCCACCUUCGCCAACCCCGGGGCCGGGGCAGGGGCAGGGCCUGGGGAUGGAGACCGUGGAUCCUACCGCCUUCGAGUCAUCAAGGCCCUGGUCCAGCGCUACAUAGAGACUGCCCGGCGGGAGUUUGAGGAGACGGGUCGGAAAGACCUGGGCAACAGGCUGACUGAGCUGACCAAGACCGUCUCCCGACUGCAAAGUGAGGUCGCUGGGGUGCAGCGGACUCUGGCAGAGGGAGGGACGCACCAGCCCCCCGAAGGCGCCAGCAUCCUCAGCCGCUAUAUCACCCGAGUGCGCAACAGUGUCCAAAAACUGGGGCCCCCCAUCCCUGAGACCCCAGAGCUGACAGUGCCAGGGAUUGUGGGGGCCCAGAUAUCUUCAGAAACUGGGCUUCAGGAUGCCGGAGGGGCUGGGGCUCCAGGUCCUGGGGAGUCUGGUCCUUCCUCCCCAGCUCAUGUGCUAGUGCACAGACAGCAGGACUCAGAGCAGGCUGGGGACCUGCCCCGGGAGGAAGAUCUGGGAGCCAAGGAGGACUCCUGCUGCAGCGGAAGGGUUCCUUCUUCUGUUGCUGAGUAGAGCAGCCUGCCCGGUGAGGGUGAGGGUCAUUUUAGGAGGGGCCUAUACCACUUUCCUCACCUCAAUAAAGUUUCUGUUCAGGAUGUCAGAUGCCUCCAGA